AAAAAAUCUAAUUUCUAUCUAGCAUGAAAAUAAAACAAACAGAAUGUCAUUUUGCUCAUAGCAAAAUGUCGAUCAUAAACUUACAUAUACUUUUAUAUUUUUUUGUAUUCUUUUUACUAUUUCACCGGAUUAAAUGCAACGUGGGUGCUUUAACAGAACAAAAGCAAAAUGCAUCAAGAUCUCAAUAUGAUAUUUUUAGCAAAACUUUGGAUGGAACCGAUAAUUCGACAACUGUUGAAAAUGAUGGUAUGAAACUGAAGUUAAAUGGCGUAUUUAAAAAUAUUCUAGAUGGUAAUUCGAAACCACAAGAGAAACUUGAGCCAAAUAAAAUUGAAGGCGUGCUAUCGCUGAGGUUGCGAAGACAAGCGAAUGAUUAUACCAACUCCGGCGACGAUCACGGAGACGAAACAGGGCUAGAGGAACCUUUGGCAGAAAGAAAAAGAAAGAGAUUUACAACCAAGCCUCCUCCCACUAGUACUACUCCGAAGAAAAAGAAACGUAAAUCAAACGCCCAUUCGAUCCAAUCAUCGUUGUGUAUGAUUUCAUCACUAAUUUGUUUGACAUUUAUAAAACCUAUAAUGUUAUAUAUUUGAGGUAGUUGUAAACUUAAUGCCAAAGUUGUGAAAAUUCUACGUAUUACUGUCUUACAUUAAAACAUUUUGAUAUCGUUUACCCCAGUCAUUGUUUUGAUUUAAUAUAGUAAAAGCCAAGCUAAAAGCAAGAAUAUAAUUACACAAAAUAUGUGGUGUGGAACCCGUUAUGUACCAAUAAGACACAUACGAUAACAUGCCGAAGCAAGAUUUUACAACGCGAAUUUAAAAAAAUCUCAGCAAAGAGUAUUUUAUAGCAAUCCACAAAAGAAAUUUGAAGUUUUAAGUUGUGAUGACUUAUGUCACCUUCAAUUUUGAUUUCUGCAAUGAACAUAAUAAGAAUUUUACACUUACUUUUAUUUAUAUUUAUUAUUUACGUGAAAUGCGAACUUAAAGAAGGAUUAAAAAGUAAGAAUCUCUUACCUUACUUUAGACGAAAGGUAGAAGAAGUCGAAGAUACAGAUGUAGUAGAGACAACUGAAACUGACGAUCCCCGUAAUUUAGUAUCAUUUUUGGUUAAAAAUGUGAGAGAAAUCUUUGAUGAUGAUGUAGUAGAAAAUUCAGAGCAAAUAAAAGAAAAGAUUGCCGCGACUAGAAAACCAAAAGCUAGAAAACCAACUAAAAGUUCAAUUAUAGCUACGAAUGUCACACUCAGUAGCACAACAUCUGCUGUUUUGUAUAGACCAAUAAUUCCUAUUUCAACUACUGAAGCUAAUAUUAGUAGCAGUAGUAUUUCUACUUCUACUUUUACAAAUGAUGUGACGCUAGUUGAAAUUUUACCUCUUACUACUUUGCUAGAUAAGAAGCAUGAAAGCACUGAAAACCUCGGAAUACAGAUAAGGAAUGAUGUCCUACACCUUACAAAAGAUAUAAAUUACUAUUCUAAAACUGAUAAAAAGGAACGGGAAGUUCCCGGUUUUGCAUCUGUACAACCAUAUCCUGUUAACAGUUCAGAAUCAGAUUCCGAGUUAAGUGAUCCGAGACGAUCAUGUAUAAUGUGCGAUAAUGUUGUUUCAGAAGAUUGCAAUGACCCCAAAAAUAAAUUAAUACCGUCGAUAAUGUGUGAUCGUGACGAUGAUUUGUGUUAUUCGUUGCACACGCCUUUUGGAAUAAUCGAUCGUGGAUGCUUCAACGUAAAUCACAAUCUCACCACCUACGUAUGUUCCUGUAAUCUUUGCAACUACAUAUCCAUUUCUGAGAUGCCGUUUAUGUUCUCCAACAAGCGAGAUUGGGUCGAUAAUGUUGUUGAGCUCUCACGUACGAAGCAUUUUAGAAGAUCUGUGUUUAAAGAUAUGUCUUGCUUAAGAUGCGAAGUUAACACGACCACCAAAACUGGGGAUAUGCUAGAUAGCGCGAACUGCCUGGAAGGAAACAUUGGUAAUUUACCAGUGGAAGAUUGUGAACUGGAUGAGGUUUGUGCAGUAAGAGCCCUCAGAGCCGAUGGUUAUAUUUGGCGAGGAUGUGUCAAAGCCCCACUUUACAACUACUGGCUAACAGUUUGCGACCACGAUCUUUGCAACUAUGAUACAAUUCUAAACCUCUAUGACUUCAUCUUUUAAGACAAUUUUUCAUCAAUAGUAUACCGUCACUUUUUUUUAGUAAAAGCUUAUUUGUAUAUAAUAAACGUUUACUUUUUGUACUGUACAUAUUUGUUUCAUUAAGUAUUUAUUUUUAAAACGAAUACUGAACAUAUACCAUUACCAAGUUUCAUUAUAUAGGUAUAGUUGAAUUUUAACUGCCAUAUAGUAUAUCAACUUUCCAAAAGGCAAUACUUUUUUCAUAUUCAUAAAGUCAUAUUGUCAAGUAUUACCACUUUUUUAUUCUUCUAUUUAGCAGAAAUCAUUGCACCAAUUUUAUAAAACAUUCAAUUUAUAUUUUGCAUUUUACUCCAUACCUCGAUAAAUAUUCGUACAAUUUAUUUCAUCCCGGUAUUUUAAAGUCAGACAUUCCGACUGAUGAAACGUUCAUAUUUAUUUCGUUCAACAUAAAAAGCAGACGGCGACUUGGGAAUACUUUGAAGAAAGCAGUCGAGAUCAGAGGGGCAAGCCCUAGAGCCCGUAGGUACCCAUAAUCUAAUUGAAUUUCACGGUUGUGGAUGCACCCCCUUUGAAGGAUUUCAUCUGGCGGAAACAUUUGUGGGCUCGCCUGUACUAAAACUCUAAACCGCUGAUCUGGAAAUAUGAUGUAUCCUUGUUCGAUUUUACAUUCGGUUGCAUUUCGGAUAUGCAAAAAUUUUGAUUUAAAAACUUUUAGUUUUGAUGA
Trichoplusia ni (cabbage looper) is the source of this 2852-nucleotide messenger RNA. RefSeq lists its product as uncharacterized. The transcript is spliced from 3 exons. The coding region runs from base 890 to 2149 and encodes 419 amino acids. NCBI's taxonomy places the organism in Eukaryota, Metazoa, Arthropoda, Insecta, Lepidoptera, Noctuidae. The record is from RefSeq and is a predicted model, not a curated record.